Labrus bergylta (ballan wrasse) is the source of this 4832-nucleotide messenger RNA. It is a transcript of the gene edrf1, whose product is annotated as erythroid differentiation regulatory factor 1. Lineage: Eukaryota; Metazoa; Chordata; Actinopteri; Labriformes; Labridae. The record is from RefSeq and is a predicted model, not a curated record. Gene Ontology annotation, biological process: positive regulation of DNA-templated transcription.
GUGUGCUCUGACAACAACACACAGGCUUUCUGCUGAUGUGAAGAGACGAAGGUGCACGCUAUUUUACUACCUAAGUAUUGACUUGACAUUAUUUUAUACUUAUAGAAAAGGCACGACCCUUAGAAUGAGUUUUAGAUUUAAUUAAAAAAACGUCUUCCUGUUAUAUAUUAUUGUUUUUUAACUCUACGAAUAAGCGCUGAAUUCCUGAGGUGUUAGCCAGUCAAGCUAGCAAACUAAAUAUAUCUCUAACUUUAUUGAUGUAAACGACUUGCCUAGCUGAUAUAUAGACAGAGCCAAUGAGUUGUGGGUCAUGGAUUGGUAGUCUGGUUGUCAGCAAAUUGCCAGUUCUAGUGGGUUGAAAGGUCUGGUGUCCAGUAUGAGCGCAUCAGCUGGGGACAGAGAGCCUGGGACCCUCUUGGAUAAUGCAAUGGAGGAUACCAUUGGCCCUACCUGCACAGGAGAGAACAGCAAACAUGACGCUGCAGUCUGCUCUGGAAACACUGAAAUAAAGAGCCGUGCUGUAGUCAAGUACUCAGCCGCUCCACCACCUACCAGCUAUGCCCUGCUGCAGGAGAAGACAGACCUGAAGCUGCCGCCCGCAAACUGGCUGAGAGAAAACCCCCAGCUGGGCAGCGCCGGAACCACCGUGUUAGGGUCCAGCAGCAAGAGCAAACCUUUUUCCAGUUUUGGGAUGGCGUAUGACUUCAUCGACUGCAUCGGGGAUGAUGUUGACGUGGUAUCAGACUCAGAGAACAUCAAGAAGCUUCUGAAAAUACCCUACAGCAAGUCACACGUCAGUAUGGCUGUUCACCGUGUGGGGAGGACUCUGCUUUUGGAUGAGCUGGACAUUCAAGAGCUCUUCAUGAGAUCCUCUCAGACAGGAGAUUGGACAUGGCUAAAAGAGUUUUACCAGCGGCUAAUCGAUCAGAAGUGGCAGAGGAAAAAGAAGAGUAAAGAGCACUGGUAUCAGAAAGCAAUCUUGUCGAAAUUUCUCUACUACAGUAUUAAUGGUGACGGAGCUGCGGAGCCUGUAUCAGACAACCUGAAUGAAGGGGAGGAGGAGAACAGGGCAGCGGAGUUCAGUUCUUCAUGGCCGACUGCCUUCACCAGUACAUCGUCUGAUACCGAAGAAUCAGACGCUCCGAAACAGGAAAGUGUUCCCAUGGAAAGCAAGUUCGCGCUUGGCCAGGUGACAUCUGUGCCCAAAGAGCAAAACCUGCCGAUGCUCUUCAAUGAAGGGGAGAAUAGUCAGGGUUUAAGGAACGACUUUGUGCGAAACAUCAUGUGGACAUUCGAGGAUAUCCACAUGUUGGUUGGGUCCAACAUGCCUAUUUUUGGAGGAGGUCGCUAUCCUGCCGUCAGUCUGAGACUCAGGGACAACAACAAACCAAUCAACAUUCUGACGGGUAUCGAUUACUGGCUCGACAAUCUCAUGUGUAACGUCCCAGAGCUCGUCAUGUGCUUUCACGUCAAUGGUAUAGUCCAGAAAUACGAGAUGAUAAAAACGGAGGACAUCCCUCAUCUAGAGAACUCCACUUUCUCAACGAGGGUGGUGAAAGACAUCGCUCAAAAUAUCCUCUCCUUCCUAAAGUCAAACUGCACCAAAGAGGGUCACACCUACUGGCUGUUCAAAGCUAGUGGGAGUGACAUUGUGAAGCUUUAUGAUCUUACUACUCUGUGUGAGGAGGCUGAGGAAGAGAAAUGCCAGAAUCCCUUUACUCUUCCUGUGGCUGUGUUACUAUACAAAGUUGCCAGCAACUUGAUGCUGAAAGCGAGACAGAACCAAAAGCACUACGGCACAAUCAGAACUCUGCUUUUAAACUGUGUCAAACUUCUGGACCAAGAGAGGCAUCCCCAGAUCAUCGCCUCGGCCCACUACAUGCUCUCAGAGCUGUUCCAGCUUGAUGAGCCUCCUCAAGAGGACGGAGGGGAGUCACUUCGGGCCGGGGGCUCCGAGGACAGCUACAGUGAUGAAGACGGGGAGGAGGAGGGGGAGGCGGAGCUGACGGAGGACAGCGACGAGAACAGCUCCUACAGCUCUUGCUCCAGAUCACAGGACGACAGUAAAGCUGUGGCCGUGAUUCGCUCUGUCGGGGAGCUGUCGGUCCCAGAGAAAUAUAAAUCUACUCACCAGAUCAGACCAAGUGGCCCUUUCCCUGUUUCUCAAAACAAGGAGGAGAGAUGCAGACACGUCUUGAGCUACGUACUUAAGGGGAUCAAGGCAGUAGAUGGCAGCAUUAAGAAGGAGAGUGAUCUCCCAGCUGCAGACCCAAACACACCCAUUCCACUUAAGUAUGAGGACAGAAGUGCAGCCGGAGCCUGCGCUGCCGAGACAGGCAUCUCCCUGCUUCUUGAAAGAGCCGGGCCGUUGCAGGCGGACCAGAAGCACCCGACACGCUCAGGGAUGAUCCCCGGCUCGUGGCAGCACCGUAUGAAGCUCCAGCUCUUCCUCAAAGCCUCCAAGGCCUACUAUGUCCUGUCUGAUGCAGCCACUAACCUGCUCAAGUACGGGCGGGCCCUGCGCUACAUCAAGUUAUCUCUGCAAAGUUAUGAUGCCUAUUGUUCAGUGAGCGGAACGCUGCACCCACAGGUGCUUCAGUUUCACAGCCAGUGCCUGUCUCUGUGUGGGGACAUCCAGCUGAUGUUGGCCCAGAAUGCUAACAACAGAGCUGCCUACCAGGAGGAGUACAGCUACCAGACCAAAGAGGACCAGGAUAUCCUGCACAGCCUGCACAGAGAGAGCAGCUGCCAGGCCUUCAACAUGGCGACAGACCUGGCCAUGGACCCGGAGUACCAGCUGUUUGUUAGCAGUAAAUGCUAUGAGGCGGCGUAUGAACUGCUCGUCUCUGAGGCUUUGACAGAUCACGACUCCGAUCAGCUGGCUCCGGUGCUCAAAAGGUUGGGAAACAUCCGCAAUGAGAUGGGAGUCUUCUACAUGAACCAGGCUGCAGCCAUGCAGACUGAGAAAGAAGUGAAAAAGUCUGUGUCAGUCGUGGAGCAGGAGAUGUGGAAAAAGAGUUUUGCUUUCUUUGAGAAAGGCAUGAAGGACUUUGAAGCCAUUAGGGACAGAACCAACACGGCCUUGUUGCUGUGUAACACCGGCAGGCUGAUGAGAAUCUGUGCUCAGGCUCACUGUGCUGUCUCUGCCGACCAGAGCAGAGGAGAGUUCUCACCAGAGGAGGCGCUCUACUACAACAAGGCCAUAGACUACUAUUUGAGAGCCAUAAAGGCCCUGACAAGCCGAGAUAGCCACCCAGCGGUGUGGGACAGUGUGAACUGGGAACUCUCCACCACUUAUUUCACCCUGGCGACUCUCCUGCAGGACUACGCCCCGCUGUCCAGGAAGGCCCAGGAGCAGAUCGAGCGUGAGGUUACCGAGGCGAUGAUGAAGUCCCUGAGAUACUGUGACCUGCAGACUGAGUCAGCUCGUCAGCCACUCUACCAGUACAGAGCUGCCACCAUCCACCACCGCCUGGCCUCCAUGUAUCACAGCUGCUUCCGCAACCAGGUGGGGGAUGAACACUUGAGGAAGCAGCAUCGCAGUCAGGCAGAGCUUCACUACAGUAAGGCUGUCUGUCUGUUCCUCAGCCUUAAAGACGCUCCCUGUGAGCUGCUCCGCACGCUGCUGGAGCGGGUGGCUUUUGCUGAGUUUACCAUGGCAGGUCAGAGCAGCAGCGCAGCAAAGCUGAAGAGCCUUACCGGAGCGAUGGAGAUCAUGACAGAAACUCGCUUUGCCUUCCAGAUGAUUCAUAAAGAGCUGCUGGAGGAACAGCUAGAGUUGAGUGAACCACAACCUGCUGAAUCAGCAGACUCUAUCGAUGUGACCAGCGGCCCGUCCUCUGGACUGAACCUCCAGGAAGUGAUGAAGUUGAUAGGCGUGUUUGAGCCGAGUUUCUCCUUCCUGCUGCUGCAGCUGAUCAAACUGAUGACGACAAUGAAACGGAAACCAAGCAAUAAGGACGAGGAGCUGUUGAAGACCUUUAAGAAUGUGUACUCCAAGCUCCUGCGAGCUGAGAAAACUGCCCCUCUCCUGAGUCGUGUCUCGCUCUACAUCGAGCUCCUGCAGCAGCUGACUCCACAAACCGAAAGUGACGACAGGGGGGCACAUUCAUGAUGAUUUCAUUAAACAAUAGCAAGGAAUACACGAAAGAACUUUAACUCAGCUCUCUGCACCCGCUCUUGGAAACACUUGGACGCCAUCAUUUCUGACAGGCACAUGCUCAGGCGACACUGAAUUACAGUUUCAAAGCUAAUUCACCUCCUGCGCCUUUAAAUAAACCAAUCAUUUUCUAACAUUUGCAUCACAGGUUUUCAAUUGUACAUUUUUGUUAAAAGACUUUUCAAUUUAGAAGAUGUUAUUUAAUUUUCAGUAUUUCUUAAAAAAGUUCUUUGUCAUGUGUAAAGCUCCUAUGUGUAGGAUUUGUUGUUUACCGUUCCGAACAUCACCUGGGUUGCCUCACUUUUCUACUAACAGAAACACACGACAAACGCAAACGAGUACAAUCACAUUCAACUUCUACUCAUAGGGGCUUUUCGAGAGAUACAACAUUUAGAAAAUCAUUUGACAAAUGAUUUAGUUGAGUUUUUUUCUGAUUGGUGGUUUUUGAUAUUCAAUAACACCAAUGAUGCCGUGGAUUGAACUGAAGUUUUGGGCUGACGAGUCAAAAUGAGCUUGAACACCGUGUUUGCUUUCCAAAACAGAAAUGUGCAAUAGUUCGGCAACAUUCAAUGCAAACUCUGAGGUUUGUGAGUCCACAAUGCUGUUUAUGUUGAUGUGAGCUUAUGUCAGCAUGGUUUGCUGUGACAUGAAAAUAAAAGUUUUUUUUACAUUU